UGGUGGGGUCACGUGAUGUGAUAUUAGCUCGCUGACUCUGCUAUGUUUGUCGUUUUUGCUAACGGCUCAGAAAUGCGCCGUUUCUUGCUUUUAACGGUUUAUCGUCGUCCAGGAACGCUCCGUAGCUCCUUAGUGACCUGUUUUCACCGACGCCACUCGCGAAAUUUGACCAAGAAAACGGCCGCUCCAGGCCUGCACGUCACGUGACCCACAUGCGGCGGAGCGUUUGAUAAAAAGAUGGCGUGAGCGCGGCGGAGCGGAGAGGACAACAAACCUGAGCUGUUGAGCGCCGCCGACCGCGAGCCGCAGCGGCCGUCCAAUGGUCAAAUGGAUCCCGGACAGGAUUUACUUCUUGCUGCUCUAAGUGAGAGUGGAAUUUGCCCAAAUGAUAUUGGCCUAUUUGAUGUUGAUUCUCAGGAUGUUGCACAGCCCUCAACAACCCAGCAAUCUAUCUCCAUCAGUGCCCUGGAUGUUAGUGUGGGGACAGACGCAGUGGAAGUUGUUCGACCUGAACCUCCAGCUGCAGUCCCUAUCGUAACUAUCAGGCACAAACCUCAGCCAUCAACCACCACGUUUGUCUUAAAUCAGCUGAAUCAGUUGCCGUCACUUGGAGCUGUUGUGACCAAACAGUCAGCUACCAACCCUAUCAAGCAUACAAUAACUGUCACCAAGGUGGUCCAUGUGGCUAAUUCAGCCCUGCGUGGUUCAUCAACCCCCUCCUCCACAAGUAUUCCUCCUUCAGCGUCCACAGUAGUGCCUUCUAACAGAGAUCAGCAGAUUCAGCUGAAAGAUCUUCUAAGGACUGGCAAUGUGAAGACCACUGGUCUGAAGGGUAACAGUCUGAUGGAGCUCAUGAAGCUAAAGCCUCCACCUGACAUUGCUACACCAGUAGCAACGGCAACAGCCACUGUUCCAGGUGAAAUCAACAAUGGAAUUAAAAAAGAAAUGUUAAGUAAAGAUGCUGCCAGGAUCUGGAUCAAUGAUGACAUUAAACUGCAAAACUUUUCACAUUCUCUGAAACCUCCAGGGAUGAGGGAAGAGGAUGAGCCUGAGGAGGAAGAAGAAGAUGAGCUGGGUCAUGCAGAGACUUAUGCAGAGUACAUGCCGAUGAAAUUGAAGAUCGGCAUAAGGCAUCCUGAUCCUGUGGUGGAGACCAGCUCCCUGUCCAGUGUAAGUCCUCCAGAUGUGUGGUACAGACUGUCCAUCCCUGAGGAAGUCAUCGAUCGUGGCUGCCUGUCUGCGCUGCAGCUGGAAGCUAUCACAUAUGCAGCUCAGCAACAUGAAACAUUUCUCCCCAAUGGCGAUCGAGCUGCCUAUUUGAUUGGAGACGGAGCUGGUGUGGGGAAAGGCCGGACAAUUGCAGGGAUCAUCUAUGAAAAUUACCUCUUGGGCAGGAAGAGAUCACUUUGGUUUAGUGUGUCAAAUGAUUUGAAGUAUGAUGCGGAAAGGGAUUUGAGGGAUAUUGGAGCCAAGAACAUCCAGGUUCAUUCACUGAACAAGUUCAAAUAUGGCAAAAUAUCAUCAAAACACAAUGGGAGUGUCAAAAAAGGUGUGAUCUUCGCUACCUACUCCUCGUUGAUUGGAGAGAGCCAAUCAGGAGGGAAGUACAAGACCAGGUUUGAGCAGCUUCUCCACUGGUGUGGGGAAGACUUUGAUGGAGUUAUUGUCUAUGAUGAGUGUCAUAAAGCCAAAAAUGUGUGUCCAAUUGGAUCCUCCAAACCUACAAAAACUGGACUUGCAGUGUUGGAACUACAGAACAAACUUCCCAAAGCUCGAGUUGUGUAUGCAAGUGCUACAGGUGCCUCUGAACCGCGAAACAUGGCUUAUAUGAACCGGCUGGGCAUAUGGGGACAUAAAACACCCUUCAGGGAAUUUGGCAACUUUAUACAAGCUGUUGAGCGCAGAGGUGUUGGUGCCAUGGAGAUCGUAGCUAUGGAUAUGAAGCUGCGAGGGAUGUAUAUCGCAAGACAGUUGAGUUUUACAGGUGUGACUUUCAAGAUUGAAGAGGUGCCCCUGACUCAACAAUACAUCAAAAUGUACAACAAGUCCGUGAGACUGUGGGUGAGUGCUCGUGAGAAAUUCCAGCAGGCUGCGAACCUCAUGGAGGCUGAGCAGCGCAUGAAGAAGUCCAUGUGGGGUCAGUUCUGGUCUGCCCACCAAAGAUUCUUCAAAUAUCUCUGCAUUGCUUCCAAAGUCCGCCGAGUGGUCCAGCUGGCCAGAGAGGAGGUCCAAAAUGGGAAGUGUAUAGUGAUUGGGCUGCAGUCCACUGGUGAAGCAAGAACACUGGAGGCCUUGGAAGAAGGAGGAGGAGAGCUAAAUGACUUUGUGUCGACUGCAAAAGGUGUGCUGCAGUCCCUGAUUGAGAAGCACUUUCCAGCACCAGACAGACAGAAGCUUUACAGCCUGCUGGGUAUUGACCUCUCGGCAAAGAAGACGCCAUCUCCCAACGACACUGCAGCAGAACCUGAGCAGAAAGGCAAGAAAAGGAAAGGUUCUGAGGUCAAAAAGCAGCCGAAAAAGAAGCCUCGCAAGCAUGGUGGUCUGUCAGGUACUAGUUCAGAAGAGAGCCAGUCAGAUGAAUCGGACAAAGACUCUGGUAAAGACUGCGACAGCGAUGACAGCUUCAAAUCCAUCAGCUCAGCGGAUGAAGAUGAUGAUUUCAACCCAUUCAGAGAUGAGUCUGAUGACGAUGAGGAAGAUGAUCCAUGGCUCAUCAGAAAGGAACCAAAGAAAGGGAAAGAGAAGAAGAAGAAAAAGAGAAGGAAGAGUAUUGAUCCAGACUCGAUUCAAAGUGCCUUGUUAGCCUCCGGACUGGGUUCCACCAGGCCUGCUUUCACUGCCUCAGUUAACCCUCCUAGCACACCUGCCACAGUCAAGGCAGAGAGUCAGGAUAGCUGCCUAACAAGUCAGGACGCAGUGGAACACGCCCAGAAAAUGAAGAGAGCUCUGCUGGAACAGCUCGAGGAGCUGGCAGAGGAUCUACCUCCCAACACUCUGGAUGAGCUGAUAGAUGAACUGGGAGGGCCUGACAACGUAGCUGAGAUGACGGGUCGUAAAGGUCGUGUGGUCAGUAAUGACGAUGGCAGCAUCACCUAUGAGUCUCGCUCUGAACUGGAUGUCCCAGUGGAAAUCCUCAAUCUUACAGAGAAGCAGAGGUUCAUGGAUGGAGAGAAGAACAUAUCCAUCAUCUCAGAAGCUGCAAGCUCAGGUAUAUCCCUGCAAGCUGACCGUCGGGUGAAGAACCAGCGGCGGAGAGUCCACAUGACUCUAGAGCUGCCAUGGAGUGCAGACAGAGCUAUACAACAGUUCGGUAGAACUCACAGAUCAAACCAGGUCACCGCUCCAGAAUACGUCUUCCUCAUCUCAGAGCUCGCAGGAGAGCAGAGAUUUGCAUCCAUUGUUGCUAAAAGACUAGAAAGCCUGGGUGCUCUCACUCACGGAGACAGAAGAGCAACAGAAACUCGAGAUCUUAGCAGGUUCAAUUUUGACAACAAAUACGGCAGAAACGCUCUGGAAAUUGUGAUGAAGUCGAUCGUGAAGCUCGAUGCUCCAUUAGUGUCUCCGCCCUCUGACUUUAAAGGGGAUUUCUUUAAAGAAAUUCAGAGUGGAUUAAUAGGUGUGGGUCUCAUAAAUGUGGAGGACAGAUCUGGUGCGCUGUCGCUGGACAAAGACUACAACAACAUGGGGAAGUUCCUGAACCGGAUCUUGGGCAUGGAGGUCCAGCAGCAAAAUGCCUUGUUUCAGUAUUUUUCAGACACGCUGGCAGCAGUGAUUCAGGAAGCCAAGAAGAAUGGCAGAUAUGACAUGGGCAUUCUCGACCUCGGCUCUGGUGAUGAGAAAGUGAAGAAGGUAGACUGCAGGAAAUUCCUAACACCAGGCUAUACAACAUCCGGACAUGUGGAACUCUACACUGUGAGUGUGGAGAGAGGAAUGUCCUGGGAAGAAGCCACACAUGCUUGGGCAGAGCAGAAUGGAUCAGAUGAUGGCUUCUAUGUACAGAUGAGAAACAACAAGAAAACAGCCAUACUGGUGAAAGAGGUAAACACCAAGAAGAGGCUGUUCCUGGUGUACAGGCCAAACACAGGCAGGCAGCUCAAACUGGAGACAUACACAGACAUCAAGAAGAAGUUUAAAAAGGUUUUAUCAGAAGAUGCCAAGCAGCACUGGACUGACCAGUAUCAGUCGUCAGCAAAAAUAUGCUCUCAUGCAUUUUGGCGUGGUAAUUGUAAGAAAGCGUCGGUGGGUCUGCAGUGUGAAGUUGGCCUUCGGUGUCGGACAUAUUAUGUUCUGUGUGGCUCAGUGCUCAGUGUGUGGAAUGAGCUGGAGGAGGUGCUUACCCCCGUCAGCGGAACCAACGUAAAGGUGCAGAUUGUCCGCCUCAGAACUGAAGAUGAUCAGAGGAUAGUUGGACUGAUCAUUCCAGCGAACUGCGUGUCUCCGUUAAUCAACAAGCUCUCGACAUCUCACCAGUGCCAGCAGUUGGCUGUGCAGGAGCAGCAAAAGCGGCAGCAGCUCCACCCUCAGAGUCUCAGUCAUGCACCCAACACAUAGUUUGGGGACCUUAGUCCCAUCUUCACCUGUCGAGUUGACGUCCCGCUUUGAAGGGAUCAGGCUCCGUUGUGUCUUUGCACUGCAGGCUCCAGGACCGCUGUCCCCUUGUUCUGCACCCUCAGUCCUCUUAUCACCCCUGAGGGUCAGACAUGUCAAACCGGGCCAUGUUGACUGUCCGAUGUAAAGCAGUGGCUGUACAGAGAAAAGUCUUUUUUUUUUUUCCUUGUUCUAAUCUCCAGAGACUCUAGUUUUCACCUACAGAAAUUUGACAGGUGACAUAUUGUACUCUGACAUUCAGAGUGAGAAGAUUUGUGAUAUGUUGAUCAAACCAAGAAGGCACGUUGAUCUGAGUGACUCACUCCUCACCCAUGCUUUAAGCUGUUCAGUCUGGACCAUCCGAGUAUGAAGCAAAGACUUUUUCUGGGUCUGGACUGAAGGUGGAUGAAACAAAACCACUAAAGUCUGAUGAUUCAUUUAGAUGGGCAUUUAAUGUUUAAUUACAAACCUACAUUAAUGUAUGAUGAAAUCUCAUCAUACUGGACGUCCUCCAGCACUGUUGCAGUGAAAGAUUUAGUUCUUUGAAGAAGAAAAAGUGAUGCCAUUUCCUCUAAGAAACUUAAUUUGUGCUGAUUUACUGACUCUGAACGAAGACAAAAAUGUCAUAACCGUCAGGAUCCACUUGCAUCUGAAUCACAGACCAACUUGUUUUGCUCUUUUCUGUUUCGUACACGGGUCUCAAAUUUAUCCUUUAAUCAGGUUCCUUGGUUUGCUUUAUUUCACCAUUUUGUUCCUUUGUCCAUUUUGUAACAUGAACAGCUGGGAGUUUGUCAAGCGUGCCUUUGUGUUAGUACAACAGCUACUGCAGUCAAGCACCUUUACAAAACAUUAUCAAGGAGAGAUUUGGUUAUUUUAGUGUCAGCUGACCUGUAUUUUCUAUUUAUAGUGCAUGAAAGUAAGGAAAUAUUCAGACAGUUAAAACAUUUAGGCAAGUUUCUGGUUGAGUCAGUGGACUUUAAAUAUUUAUAAGCAGUGUUCAGACAUUUAUUCCACUUACAGGUUUGUGACCUGUAAUGUAGUUAUUUUAUCUGUUCAUAUGCAGCAGCAUCCACUUUUACAUUACCACAGGAAGAAAUAUUAUCUGUUGACAAGUAGAUUACUGAACACUUAAAGCUACGUUACAGUGUUGCAAAUCACUUUAACCCUUUGAUACCCAACAUGGGUGAAAAAUGACCCAAAUCUAAUGGAAAAUUGGUUUCUCCUGACCCAAACUGCACAUCAAAGGGUUACUAAGGCUUUUAAACACGAAGUAAGGGGUCUUAAAUUCAGGUGUUGGAUAGAAUGUUGCUGUAGUGUUCCUACAUUAUUCCCAGCCCAUUACAAUACUGUUUUUCUUGACUAGGUCUUUCCCUUGACUUUGUCAGAUUCAGUCUGUGUGGAUGUUGCUGAUACCUAAACAGCAGCAGAAACCGUAAAAUAAAGCAGCCAAGGAAUUCUGAGAAAUGUGAAAUGCAUGUCCUCGACAGCGACCAUCAUUUAUGAGGUUCCGGAGUCUUCAGCGUCGUGUCCUCUUCUGUGUGCUUUUCUUUUGUUGCCUUUCUUUUUUUUCUUUUUCCUAAAAAUGGAAAUAUGCUCAGGGGUUAAACUCAUACAAAGACCCAAAUGAAAGAAAAUGUAUUACUGUGUAUCUGAAAUGCAUGACCACCAACAUCAAUCCUCCUCGGACACCUGCUCAGUAACGUCGCUCCGUGUUUGGCUGUACUUGCAGCUUCACCGUACGUGUUUCAGACUGAGUUGUAAUUCAACUCUGCUUCUGUUGUAUAGUGCACCUCUUCUGUUGAGCCUCCUCAGUCCUUAACUGCAUUAAUACUCCGUCUGCACUGGAAGGGACAGACCAGUCUGGAUGCAGGAGCUGUCCUAAUGGUUGAUAAUUAAAUACAGGAUGGUCACACACAUCCCGAACCUGUGGAUUAGUUACUGGUAUUCAGUGUGUAUUUGCUCUUGUACUUGAUGCAUUUAAAACAGGUGAAAUAAGUAUAAGUUUUUGUAUCAUUUGUAUAAUUUGUAAAAGGAUCCAAACUGAAAUUCUUCAGCACAUCUCAGUUGUUGAACAGUACCGAGACAGACCUUAUUUAUUAAGUUCUGCUCUUAAAUUGAAAGUGUUCUAACUAGAAUGUGCACCAUGUAUCAGCCAACAACUUCUGUUUUUAUUUUGUCUUCUGGGACGUUAUUUACAUGGGCUGCUGACUCGGUUACAUUGUUUUUGAAUGCCGUUUAAAUGUCUCGGCAGAUCGGCUCUUCUGAAGUUGAAACACUUGAAGGACUUUUUUUCCCCUCCCUUUCUAUCAUUGCACGAGUUGCACUACUGACAAGAGUUGUACAAAAACUCAACAUUACAUGUACAUGAAUGAGUGCAAUGCUCAAUAAAGCUUGGUAUACUUCUA
This is a messenger RNA of Amphiprion ocellaris (clown anemonefish), 6992 nucleotides long. It is a transcript of the gene sbno1, whose product is annotated as strawberry notch homolog 1 (Drosophila). The transcript is spliced from 33 exons. Gene Ontology annotation, molecular function: chromatin DNA binding; histone binding. Gene Ontology annotation, biological process: regulation of DNA-templated transcription. Gene Ontology annotation, cellular component: nucleus. The record is from RefSeq and is a predicted model, not a curated record. Lineage: Eukaryota; Metazoa; Chordata; Actinopteri; Pomacentridae. The coding region runs from base 328 to 4551 and encodes 1407 amino acids.